This is a messenger RNA of Myotis davidii, 962 nucleotides long. It is a transcript of the gene SNRPB2, whose product is annotated as small nuclear ribonucleoprotein polypeptide B. The transcript is spliced from 4 exons. Gene Ontology annotation, molecular function: U1 snRNA binding. Gene Ontology annotation, biological process: mRNA splicing, via spliceosome. Gene Ontology annotation, cellular component: U1 snRNP. Bases 88 to 486 code for a protein of 132 amino acids. The record is from RefSeq and is a predicted model, not a curated record. NCBI's taxonomy places the organism in Eukaryota, Metazoa, Chordata, Mammalia, Chiroptera, Vespertilionidae.
CUUGAGCAUAAUGAAAAGUAACUUGUUUUCAAAUAAUUAAAACAGCGAAUCCAGUAUGCAAAAACAGAUUCAGAUAUAAUAUCUAAAAUGCGUGGCACCUUUGCUGACAAAGAAAAGAAAAAAGAAAAGAAGAAAGCCAAAACUGUGGAACAGACAGCACUGACUGCUAAUAAGAAGCCUGGUCUGGGAGCACCAAAUUCAGUUAACCCCCAAGGAAAUGCAACGCCAAACCCUCAGGUCCCUGAUUACCCUCCAAACUAUAUUUUAUUCCUUAAUAAUUUACCAGAAGAGACUAAUGAGAUGAUGUUAUCCAUGCUGUUUAAUCAGUUCCCUGGUUUCAAGGAAGUACGUUUGGUACCUGGGCGGCAUGACAUUGCAUUUGUUGAAUUUGAAAAUGAUGGACAGGCUGGAGCUGCCAGGGAUGCUUUACAAGGAUUUAAGAUCACACCAUCUCAUGCCAUGAAGAUCACCUAUGCCAAGAAAUAACAUUUGGGAGAGUUGUCUUUAAAGGACUUGGAGUUAUUUAUAGUGUUUGUUUUCAUAACAAUUGGUCAGGCCAUUCUAAUAGUUGGGGCUGGAAGAAAUGCAAGUAAAAUUUUUGUGUAGAUUUUUAAAAAUUACCUACUAGUGAACUAUGAAAUGUGAAGGCCUUAAUUUUGUACAAUAAAGUUUUAUACAUAAUACUUCAUUUAUUGGCCCACUGUCCUAUUGUCAAAUACUUGUGCUAAGUCUAGAGCACAUGUUAAGGUAAAUAAAACUGUAAUAGGGUGUUUUUCUGGUAUUGGAGCAGCUAAUGAGAAACUGAACCAUUUUAGUAAAAGCAAAGGGGAAUUAGAUCAAGUUCUUGAUUAGAUUUUCUGUAAUGUUAUUUUGUAUGCAUAUGAACUGGGCUGGAGCUAAAUUUGAUCUUCAUAUUCAAAUAAAUGAGCAUAGUAUUUUGCUAGUAGUAGGCAUUUCACAAA